Messenger RNA from Capsicum annuum, 1482 nucleotides. Its product is annotated as signal peptide peptidase. Gene Ontology annotation, biological process: membrane protein proteolysis. Gene Ontology annotation, molecular function: aspartic endopeptidase activity, intramembrane cleaving. Bases 281 to 1300 code for a protein of 339 amino acids. The transcript has 12 exons. NCBI's taxonomy places the organism in Eukaryota, Viridiplantae, Streptophyta, Magnoliopsida, Solanales, Solanaceae. Gene Ontology annotation, cellular component: membrane; lumenal side of endoplasmic reticulum membrane; cytoplasmic side of endoplasmic reticulum membrane. The record is from RefSeq and is a predicted model, not a curated record.
AACAAAUAAAUAUAUAAAUAAUAUAAUAAUGAGUUAAUCACUCUACUUUGACCCGAACCUUAAACCCCUAUUCUGAUUUAUUUUUUUAAAUUAUAAAAAGGGAAAAAUCAAAACUACAAAAUUACAAAUAUCUAUUUUGUUGGAAAAAAACCUCUCUUGAUCUGUGUACUGAGAUUAGCAGAGGUUUAAAGAGAGAAAAUCAAGAUCAAUUUACUUCUAAAGCUUACCUCUGUUUCCGUGGGACGAAAACUGAGUGUUUCUGAGUUGGUAGACUGUGAGGAUGAAGAAUAGCGAAAGAAUAGCAAAUGUUGCUUUAGCAGGUUUGAGUUUGGCCCCACUGGUUGUGAAAGUGGACCCAAAUAUAAAUGUUGUGCUUACAGCUUGCCUCACUGUUUUUGUGGGUUGCUGCCGUUCUGUUAAGCCAACUCCACCUUCGGAGACAAUGUCGAAUGAACAUGCAAUGAGAUUCCCCUUAGUUGGAAGUGCAAUGCUCUUGUCGUUGUUCUUGCUUUUUAAGUUCCUCUCAAAGGACCUGGUUAAUGCUGUAUUGACGUGCUACUUUUUCGUACUUGGCAUUGCUGCUUUUUCUGCAACACUGUUACCUUCUAUCAAAAGAUUCUUGCCGAAAAAGUGGAAUGAAGAUCUCAUAAUAUGGCACUUCCCAUAUUUCCGCUCUCUGGAGGUUGAGUUUACAAGGUCCCACAUCGUUGCUGCAAUUCCUGGAACUAUCUUCUGUGCAUGGUAUGCUAAAAAGAAGCAUUGGCUAGCUAACAAUGUAUUGGGCCUUGCAUUCUCUAUUCAGGGAAUUGAAAUGCUUUCACUUGGAUCAUUUAAGACUGGUGCCAUACUAUUGGCUGGACUUUUUGUGUAUGACAUUUUCUGGGUCUUUUUUACUCCAGUGAUGGUUAGUGUUGCCAAGUCUUUUGAUGCUCCUAUCAAGCUUUUGUUCCCCACAGCGGAUUUGAAACGUCCCUUUUCGAUGCUGGGUCUCGGGGAUAUUGUAAUUCCUGGCAUUUUUGUGGCAUUGGCACUCCGCUUUGAUGUCUCCAGAGGAAAGGAGCCUCAAUACUUUAAAAGUGCAUUUUUGGGAUAUGCAGUUGGUGUGGUUUCAACCAUUGUUGUUAUGAACUGGUUUCAAGCUGCUCAGCCCGCAUUGUUAUAUAUUGUUCCAGCUGUAGUUGGAUUUUUGGCCGUGCACUGCAUUUGGAAUGGUGAUGUGAAGCCGUUGUUGGAGUUCGAUGAGUCAAAAACGCAGAGCACUGAAGAAGUCGCAGCGAAAGAGAGCAAGAAAGUAGAAUGAGGCUUUAAGAAGAUUUACAGUAGGAUAUAUGACCUUCCAACUGCAGAUAUUGUUGGUUAAGAAAAGGCUCUUUUGUUUGUACUUUUUAGAUUAUUGUUAGUGAAACAUUGAUGAGAUUGGUUUCAUAUGUUAUUUACCCAAAUCAACAUUUCAAUUGUCAAUCUUAAUAUUUUUUUUUUUAA